Molecule: messenger RNA, 1467 nt
Organism: Onychomys torridus (southern grasshopper mouse)
Lineage: Eukaryota; Metazoa; Chordata; Mammalia; Rodentia; Cricetidae
Gene: Klkb1
Product: kallikrein B1
Exons: 12
Coding region: 1-1467 (488 amino acids)
Biological process (GO): proteolysis
Cellular component (GO): extracellular region
Molecular function (GO): protein binding; serine-type endopeptidase activity
Source: RefSeq, a predicted model, not a curated record
AUGUGCACAUUUCACCCCAGGUGCCUGCUCUUCAGCUUCCUCUCAGUGAGUUCGACCAAUGAUCCAGAUAAAAGGUUUGGUUGCUUCAUGAAAGACAGCAUUACAGGAACCUUGCCAAGACUGCACCGGAUGGGUGCCAUUUCUGGUCGCUCUUUAAAGCAGUGUCCUCAUCAAAUAAGUGCUUGCCACCGAGACACAUAUGAAGGACUUGAUAUGAGAGGAUCCAACUUCAAUAUCUCUAAGACCAACAGUGUCGAAGAAUGCCAGAAGCUAUGCACAAAUGAUAUUCACUGCCAAUUUUUCACAUACGCUACCGAUGCAUUUCAUAGGCCCGAGUACCGGAACACCUGUCUGCUAAAGCGCAGCUCCAGUGGGACACCCACCGGUAUAAAGACACUGGAUAACCUGGUAUCUGGAUUCUCACUGAAGCCCUGCGCACUUUCAGAGAUUGGUUGCCCCAUGAAUAUGUUCCAGCAUUUCGCCUUUGCAGACCUAGAUGUGGGCCAGGUCAUGACCCCUGACGUGUUCGUGUGUCGUACCAUCUGCACCUUCCACCCUUCCUGCCUCUUCUUCACAUUCUAUACGAACGAACGGCAGGUAGAAUCCCAGAGGAAUGUUUGCUUUCUUAAGAUGUCUAAAAGUGGUGCUCCAAGUCCCUCUAUUCCUCAAGAAAAUGCUAUCUCCGGAUACAGUCUCUUCACCUGCAGAAAAGCUCGCCCUGAACCCUGCCACUUCAAACUUUACUCUGGAGUUGACUUUGGAGGGGAAGAACUGAAUGUGACCUUCGUGCAAGGAGCGAAUGUGUGCCAAGAGACUUGUACAAAGACAAUUCGCUGUCAGUUCUUCACUUACUCAUUACUUCCAGAUGACUGCAAGGUGGAGGGGUGUAAAUGUUCCUUAAGGUUAUCCACUGAUGGCUCUCCAACUAGGAUCACCUACAGCACAGAUAGGAGUUCUGGUUAUUCUUUGAGAUUGUGUAAAGCUGUGGACAGCCCUAUCUGCACAACAAAAACAAACGCACGGAUUGUGGGAGGAACAAACUCCUCUUUAGGGGAGUGGCCAUGGCAGGUCAGCUUGCAGGUGAAGCUGGAAUCUCAGAAUCAUCUGUGUGGAGGGACCAUCAUUGGACAACAGUGGAUCCUGACAGCUGCCCAUUGUUUUGAUGGGAUCCCCUACCCAGACGUGUGGCGUAUUUAUGGCGGGAUUCUUUAUCUGUCAGAGAUUACAAAAGAAACGCCUUUCUCAAGAAUACAAGAACUCAUUAAACAUCAAAAAUAUAAAAUCUCAGAAGGCAAUUACGAUAUCGCCCUAAUAAAGCUUCAGACGCCCUUGAAUUACACUGAAUUCCAAAAGCCAAUAUGCCUGCCUUCCAAAGAUGACAGAAAUACAAUUUACACCAACUGUUGGGUGACUGGAUGGGGCUACAGGAAGGAGCAAGGGAGAUUCUGGUGGCCCCUUAGUUUGUAA